This is a messenger RNA of Rattus rattus (black rat), 1502 nucleotides long. RefSeq names its product secreted phosphoprotein 1 (gene Spp1). The record is from RefSeq and is a predicted model, not a curated record. The transcript is spliced from 7 exons. Gene Ontology annotation, molecular function: extracellular matrix binding. Bases 123 to 1076 code for a protein of 317 amino acids. Gene Ontology annotation, biological process: osteoblast differentiation; ossification; cell adhesion. Lineage: Eukaryota; Metazoa; Chordata; Mammalia; Rodentia; Muridae.
AAAUUCUGGGAGGUCCGAGCCACCAGCAGCAGGACUGAAGGAGCUAAGCCUCAGCAUCCUUGGCUUUGCAGUCUCCUGCGGCAAGCAUUCUCGAGGAAGCCAGCCAAGGACCAACUACAACCAUGAGACUGGCAGUGGUUUGCUUUUGCCUGUUUGGCCUUGCCUCCUGUCUCCCGGUGAAAGUGGCUGAGUUUGGCAGCUCAGAGGAGAAGGCGCAUUACAGCAAACACUCAGAUGCUGUAGCCACUUGGCUGAAGCCUGACCCAUCUCAGAAGCAGAAUCUUCUAGCCCCACAGAAUUCUGUGUCCUCUGAAGAAACGGAUGACUUUAAGCAAGAAACUCUUCCAAGCAACUCCAAUGAAAGCCAUGACCACAUGGACGAUGAUGACGACGACGAUGACGACGGAGACCAUGCAGAGAGCGAGGAUUCUGUGAACUCAGAUGAAUCUGACGAAUCUCACCAUUCCGAUGAAUCUGAUGAGUCCUUCACUGCCAGCACACAAGCAGACAUUUUGACUCCAAUCGCCCCCACAGUCGAUGUCCCUGACGGCCGAGGUGAUAGCUUGGCUUACGGACUGAGGUCAAAGUCCAGGAGUUUCCCUGUUUCUGAUGAACAGUAUCCCGAUGCCACAGAUGAGGACCUCACAUCCCGCAUGAAGAGCCAGGAGUCCGAUGAGGCUCUCAAGGUCAUCCCAGUUGCCCAGCGUCUGAGCGUGCCGUCUGAUCAGGACAGCGACGGGAAGACCAGCCAUGAGUCAAGUCAGCUGGAUGAACCAAGCGUGGAAACACACAGCCUGGAGCAGUCCAAGGAGUAUAAGCAGAGGGCCAGCCACGAGAGCACCGAGCAGUCGGAUGCGAUCGAUAGUGCUGAGAAGCCGGAUGCAAUCGAUAGUGCCGAGCGGUCGGAUGUUAUCGACAGUCAGGCGAGUUCCAAAGCCAGCCUGGAACAUCAGAGCCACGAGUUUCACAGCCAUGAGGACAAGCUAGUCCUAGAUCCUAAGAGUAAGGAAGAUGAUAGGUAUCUGAAAUUCCGCAUUUCUCAUGAAUUAGAGAGUUCAUCUUCUGAGGUCAAUUAAAGAAGAGGCAAAACCACAGUUCCUUACUUUGCUUUUAAUAAAAACAAAAAGUAAAUUCCAACAAGCAGGAAUACUAACUGCUUGUUCCUCAGUUCAGUGGAUACAUGUAUGUGGAGAAAGAAAUAGAUAGUGUUUUGGGCCCUGAGCUUAGUUUGUUGUUUCAUGCAGACACCACUGUAACCUAGAAGUUUCAGCAUUUUGCUUCUGUUCUUUCUGUGCAAGAAAUGCAAAUGGCCACUGCAUUUUAAUGAUUGCUAUUCUUUUAUGAAUAAAAUGUAUGUAGAGGCAGGCAAACUUACAGGAACAGCAAAAUUAAAAGAGAAACUGUAAUAGUCUGUGUCACUAUAAUCUUUUGGUUUUAUAAUUAGUGUAUAUUUUGUUGUGAUUAUUUUUGUUGGUGUGAAUAAAUCUUGUAUCUUGAAUGUA